AUGUCAGCCUCUCCACCUGAGUAUGUGACCCGAAGUUUUUACGAUUUUACACGCCAAUGGAAGACGCAAACCCAGGAGCAAACAAAGUUCAAGACGUAUAGCGAGUACGCCUCCGUCAUCAGCCGCCUCUGGGUCCGCACCCCGGAAUACAUGCUCCGAAUCCGCUUCCCUAUUCACGACAGCAGCAACGGCAUCCCCACUAGACGGCUCUUUGAAAUCCGGGAGAAAGAAGGGUUAAACGGCGACGCAGUACUGAUCGAUAUCAGCGGCAUCGGAGGCGUCACUUGCAAGUGGUUCUGCCCGGAGAUGCUAGAGAGCAAGAAAGAUGCACUAUCGUGGAGCAUCGCGAGGUAG
Molecule: messenger RNA, 354 nt
Organism: Lasiosphaeria miniovina
Lineage: Eukaryota; Fungi; Ascomycota; Sordariomycetes; Sordariales; Lasiosphaeriaceae
Exons: 3
Coding region: 1-354 (117 amino acids)
Source: RefSeq, a predicted model, not a curated record